Messenger RNA from Aspergillus calidoustus, 3498 nucleotides. Lineage: Eukaryota; Fungi; Ascomycota; Eurotiomycetes; Eurotiales; Aspergillaceae. The record is from the annotation of a GenBank genome assembly.
AUGACUGCGCGAGAAUCUGAGAAGGGCCAUCGCUACAUCGUUGCCCUGGAUAGCGCUCGAUCUCACAACAAAUGGGACGAGGUUCCUGAGCUGAUCCGCAAGGUCACAAAGCAUGCCUCUCAUCUAACCUGUUAUCUGGAUGUAGCUAGGGCCGAGUAUCAGAUCAUCACACAUAUUCACAAGAGGCCAAGCUCACCGUCCACACGCCCUCCCUCAUCUUCCGGUCUACCAGGAUUAAUUCCCUCGCUUCUCUCCACCAUAGACAAGGCAGACGCCACGCCACAAGAGUUGUUCCAAGCACAGGUCUGUUUAGGAUGGGUACACUACACGCUCAAUGAACCGGGCUUGGCCGCAGCUCGCCUCCCAAAGGACUUUGGUGAUGAACUGAACACCUUGGUAUCGGCCGGGGAGGAGCUCACAUCAUGGACCAAAGUGUGCCUUGUCAAGGGCUGCUAUAUCAAAGGUGCUGCACAGCAAGCGGUUUCCGGUGCUCAGGAUGCGUUGCAUACUUUCAAUUCUCUAGCGCCAUGGCUAGGAAGUCAGAACUAUUCGACGUCAUCGACCCAGUUCUUGUAUUGGUCCGAGAAAGUAUUAGCAGAUGGUGCAUUGAUUGCAGGGGAUGAAGUCCAAAAAACCAUUGCGGAUCCGAGUCCGGAGUUUGUAAGGGUUGCUCUAAGCCUCUUCCGGGCAUGGUCGUCCCAUCCCGCCGUGAAACCCGGGGCAUCUCCUCAUGGCUCACAUACUGAAAGCUCAUCAGAGCCAGUUCCGAAAUCAUCCAUCUGGAAAUCAUACUACGACCUUCUCUCUGCCAUCCUUCAGCAUGGCUUGCCAUAUAAUGCACCUACCGGUAGCCCUGAACGACCACAGCUUGCCGACGAAUUGCGCCGCGUGGAGGCUAUAUGCGAGGCCAACCUUCUCCGCGAUGUGAAAUUCCCUACUGCUGACUCGGGCAAUAAGAAAAUCGAGGUCUGGGUGGAGCAAGUUAUCAGGAACUGGAAGGAACUUUGCGGACCCCAUUGGCAUGAUGAGGAACUGGGAGCAGGUGGGCAGCAUGCCAUAGGGAAGAAUGUUCUUGAUAUUCUCUACCGAGCUGCGACCAGGACAUACCAUUCUUUCCUCAUCCUAAGACGUCUCUUCCACGUUCAUUCAGCACUUGCAGAAUUCGAUCUUGCUUUUAAAGCACUCGACUCGUAUAUUGAGAUUGUCUCGGGUGCCAAGGAGAGGGCUGAGAAGUCAGUGCCCAAUGAAGAGCUUGAGGAUGAUGGUGUUUUUAUGCGCACCCUUUCCGAAGGCAUUACUAUCCUUUGUUGCUUCGGCUCGAACAAAGAAGCGGAAAAGGCAAGGGAUCUCAUUGCAAUUCUGAAAAAAUACAUCAGCAAAUAUGUCAAUGACCACCAGCAAGGGCAUGAGAGGACAAUGGUCGUUGAGCCGCAAACUGCUUCACUAGCGGAUAUUAGUGCCACAUACCGUGCUAUCGGCAUUGGUCUCGCAAACUGGGCAAGCUGGACCCCAGUCAAUGAGGACAGAGAUGACAUUCGAACAGAGGCUAUCGAGUGUCUUGAGCGAAGCAUCGCUCCCGAACUCGGCGACCAGUUCAAUUAUUCCUCUAUUUACACACUGGCUCUGCUCCUGGCAGAAAAUCGUGACCUUGAUGCUGCAAUUGACUAUGUCAAGUCAGCAUUGGCGUCCAAUAAAGAUCCCGAGGCCUCCGCCAGCUUUAGCCGCGAGCGAGACUUGAUACCUCUUUGGCAUCUCCUGGCUCUUCUUUUGAGCGCCAAGCAAGAAUUCGAUAUCGCAGAACGCUCAUGUGAGGCUGCCUUUGAACAGUUCCCCGCUGCCGCCACCUCCCUCGCCGAUAGGGAAAGGCGACCUUCAAAACACCAGUCAAUUGCGCAAGAACAAUCGAAGCUACAACGUGCACUAAUCGGCCGAUUACGGAAUCGAGAAAAAGAGCGGAUCAUUGAGACUCGCAUGACCCAGCUCGCAUUUGUGGAGGUCCUGGAAAGCCCCGAAGCAGCGCUCAAUCAUAGCGAACAACUUCUCGGCCUUUUUGGUACUCUGUUCCAAAAUCUGGACCUUGAGACUGAGGGGCAAACAAGGACAAAGACAGAUCAACUUCCGCGUCCGAAAAGCGCCUCUGGAACAGUCAGAAGCUUCCGCGGCAGCAUCUUUGGGCGACACAAGGCCUCUCGUACUCCCGAUCAGAAAGCCCCCGAGCUUAAGGCAGACUCUCCAAGCCACUUGGCCCUUCAUCCUAGGUCGUACAAUCUCGAUGGUGCGCCCGCUAUACAAGAGACUGACGGAAACGGCUCAACUACCGAUGACGUUCAUUCUUCGAUAGGUCGGUCCGACUCUCGGAAACUGCGUAAGCGCGGCAGUACUCUCAGAAAACCAGACAUCGCCCUAGAUCAGAAUGGGGGUCAUAUGAAUGGUGAUAGCGCAAAUUACCAUAACUCCGAAGACGGGGCGCCGAACGGAUCUCGCCCAGGGGAAGAGGCACCUAGCUUAGACACUGUCCGUAACGCAGUUUCACAGGCGACAGGCCAACCACAGAGUGCGAAACACACGCUGAGCCCCGUUGCCCACAAUAUCAAGCACACACACCUAGAGCCGCCCGCUGGCCACGAAAAGCAGCCGCCUGAGCAGGAUAUUCGGCUGCCGACGUCUUACGGCUUCGAGUCUCCAACAGGAGCGUUGGCCAAGUUCCCGCACAUUCAAGCCCAAAAGCAUGCCUUGUGUAUCCUAGCCAAGAUAUGGCUCCUCAUCGCUGGACUUUACCGGCGAGCCUCCUCCUUUGAUGACGCUGCAGAGGCAUGCGAGGAAGCUUCGAGGCACGUGAAGCGGAUUGAAACACUCACAGCAGCGCAGGACGCCUCUGCUCGGUCAUUCCGAGAACGCGGAUGGGCAAACCCGAAGAGCUCCGACGAGCUCUGGGCUGAUAUCUACGCUGAACGUGGCCUUUUAUUGAACAUCCACUCGCGCCCGCAUGAAGCAAUAGAGCACUUCGAGGAGGCACUACUGUACAACCCCGAUCAUCCGAAGGCGACCAUCAGCCUGGCGAAUCUGCUACUGGACAUCUGGGACCAGAAACUGCCCCUCCAACCUUCCGAGCCGGGGGUGGAUGCAGGCCUGUCAACAAUGACCCCUCCGCCACCUAAAGGCACCAAAUCUAAACAGGGAAAACGCCUUAGUAGAGUUGGAGUCUCUGAGCCAGCCAAACCGAAAACUGAGAGCUCGAGCCUCGCCACCGAGGAUGAAGACCCUAAGGUGAUCAACCGCAUCGCAGCUCGUGAGCGAGCUUAUUGCUUGCUAUCCGCAUUGACCAAACGCGGAACAUCCUGGGACAAUUCGGAAGCUUGGUUUGCCCUUUCCCGAGCAUACGAGGCCGUAGGUCAAACGCAGAAGCUGAAAGAGGUUUUGUGGUGGUGUGUCGAGCUUGAAGACCGCCGACCGAUCCGUCACUGGUCCAACCUCGGCUCUGGUGUGUAUGUUCUGUAG